AUCAUCCACCAAAAAUAUUUUGCUUCCUUUAUUUGUUCUGUUAAAUCAUAUCAUUCUUCUUGAAUAUGGCUCCAAACCCACAAUCAUCCACUCAUGAGCAGACGUUUGGCCAAACCAUCCAUGCCAGAGUUCGCCUUUCUGUCAAAACCGACGUGCCACACCUCCACAAACUCAUGCAACAAAUGGCCUCGUACCAUGACUACACUAAGGUUUUUACAUCAACCCAAACCUCAAUCUCCACUAACCUCUUCGACUCCAAUCCUUGUCCUCCUUUCUAUUCUGCCACAGCGCUCAUUCUUGAGGUCUCCCCUAACUCUUUCCCGCCCGCCGUCCUCCCGGUCGGUUUCGACCCGGUUUACAAGACAUUGCAUCUUGGCUCUGCCAUCGCAGACCCAGAAUCAGAAACCUAUGAAUCGCAGGAAGGUGAUGAUAACGUUGUUGUUGCUGGUUAUAUUCUUUUUUAUCCUAGCUACUCGGGGUACUUCGAAAAACCCAGCAUCUUCAUGGAGAACUUGUACGUGAGAGAGUGUUAUAGGGAGUUUGGGCUUGGAAAAAUGCUGUUCUCGGCCAUGGCAGCGAGGGCUGCAACCCUAGGGUUUUCGACUGCGGAUUGGUUGGUGGUGGGAUGGAACGUGAAGGCGAUAGAGUUUUACGUGGGAAUGGGGGGUCAAAUCAUGCAAGAUGUUAAGAGGUUUAGGUUGUCAGGUGAAGGGCUUAAAGCAUUUGCCAAAGAGCAAGAUGAACAAUAAAAUGAUGCAUGCAAGUAUUUAACAAAAAUACAUAUAUUUAUUUUGCCCUAAAAGAGGUGGCCAAAUUAGUGAUGCAAGAUUCUCGUAUAAAAAGUUACAAGUUUGGUUCCGGCCUGUCAAGAUUGUCUUAAUCUAUUCCAUGGCAUGGAGCCUCAGUGCACACACCAUUUGAUAGUAGUUGCAAAUUGUGUGUGUGUGUGUUUAUAUAUAUAAUGUAAACUAUAUACUAUUCA
Molecule: messenger RNA, 982 nt
Organism: Ipomoea nil (Japanese morning glory)
Lineage: Eukaryota; Viridiplantae; Streptophyta; Magnoliopsida; Solanales; Convolvulaceae
Product: tyramine N-feruloyltransferase 4/11-like
Exons: 1
Coding region: 66-749 (227 amino acids)
Molecular function (GO): N-acetyltransferase activity
Source: RefSeq, a predicted model, not a curated record